AUGUCGACCUCUAAUCAACUGUUAGGCAGCUAUUCCGUACCAAAUGUGAGCUUGGUGUAUGUUUGCCUCGUGGGCAACAUCACCCCAGGAAACUCGGGAAACAAGUCCACUGUUGACUGUGAGUCGGGACACAGUCGACCGUCGCUUCACAUUGAGGUUGGCACUAGUAAAGACAACGACACUGUAAUAGAAGUCCAAAGAUCCGUAGCAUUUCACGAACUUAUCGAGAGCACUGGGAAACUUGGGAACCUCGAAUAUUUUCCCGAGAAAAUUGAGGAAAUAGCAUCGGAAACAAUACCUCUGCCACCCCAUAAGGAAGAGGAUAGCGAGGACGAGAAUAAAUGUGGUAAUCCAAAAAUUCUGAGCCUAACCAAAACCAAGUGGCUCAGUGAGAGUCGAGAUGGAUCUCCUGACGCAAGAGAGCCACUGAUGCAAUCCACGUCAGAAAGCUCGAUCGUAGAAGAUCUGCCUGAACAUCACUCUACCCGUAAAGCCCUAUCGACGGUCCUAGCCUUGGACAAGGAACACAAUCUGUUCGGCCUGUCUAACACCUACAUACAGCUGACGAACUCAAAAACCUGGAAGAAGAUGCCCAAGGACAGUAAAGCUGUCUUCCAUCAGACUGCCAUCGUUCAAGCUUGUUACAAGACGUGCUGCAGACGUAAGAGCAAAACAGACUUACCAUCAUCAUUGAAGUGCGGAGGCUGCAAGCCAAAAUGUUCCUGCGCCAGAUGUCGCUCAUGCACCAGUUGUACGUCGCUAUGCCGAUCCUCGUGCUCCGCGUGUGCCAUACCCUGCUCCACUCCUUGCUCAGUGCCGUGCGGGUCACCUUGUGUGGUGACGUGUCCGUUGUUUUGCACCAAACCGUGCUCCCCUAAGCCUUGUCCAUCGAAGCCCUGUCCAAGUUGCGUGUCAGUCAUCAAGAAGCCAAAAUAUGAUCCGGUAUAUAAGGAAAUCGUGCCAAAAGCGAGCUGUGUUCUAGCAAAACCACUCCUCGCCCGCCCCUGUACACACCGCCCCUGCUGCAUACCGCCCUCGUCCUGCUUCCCUUACCUCAUGCCGUGUUUCUGGCCCUCACGCUCCGGAGCCCCGUGUAGUGAGCCUUCACAAUGCUUCCACAAUCCACCGUGCCCGAGGGGCCGCACGCCGAGGGGCAAAGUGCACCCGCUAGAACUGUGUCCUCAUGGCCAGACCUGCGUCGGAAAGGACAAAAGCGCAAAAUGUGAAAACUAUUCUUGCAUUGGGCGCAACAAUGAAGCAUUGGCAAAAGCGUUGGCUACGUUAAAAUGUAAGUCUUUGUUUAGGUACAUGGUUUUGUACAACUAA
Cydia amplana is the source of this 1326-nucleotide messenger RNA. RefSeq lists its product as uncharacterized. Lineage: Eukaryota; Metazoa; Arthropoda; Insecta; Lepidoptera; Tortricidae. The transcript has 12 exons. Bases 1 to 1326 code for a protein of 441 amino acids. The record is from RefSeq and is a predicted model, not a curated record.